GGAACGGCUGCUCUCCUGGGCAGCGAGGAGCCGAAUCGGAGCUAUUCCACCCUCCUUUUCCCCGGAUUUUCAGCUUAACCGCUUAGUUCUGGCCAAAGCCACUUACAUCAGUGCGUCGGGGAGAAUCCCUUCUGCGACAUGACCAUCAUCGUGUUUCUCGUGGACACUUCGGGGUCCAUGAAUCAACGGGCAUAUGCAGGCGGUCGGCCUACGUUAUUAGACGUGGCGAAGAACGCUGUGGAGACCUUUGUCAAGAUUCGGCAGAGGUCACCGGAGAGCCGUGGGGAUCGGUACAUGCUCCUGACCUUUGAUGAGUCUCCAGGUCAUAUCAAGGCCGGCUGGAAGGAAAACCUGACAACAUUCAUGACCGAGUUGAAGAACCUCCAGGCCGUUGGGAUGACGACCAUGGGAGCAGCCCUGAAGAACACGUUCGACCUGCUCAACAUCAACCGCAUGCAGUCGGGCAUAGACACUUUCGGCCAGGGGAGGAACCCCUGCUACUUGGAACCCUCCAUCAUCCUCUGCAUCACUGAUGGCGGGAAGCUCUCUUCUGCAUCUUUGGUUUAUGAAGAACUCCUCCUUCCAAGUCAUCAGAUGAUCCCAGGUUCAGAGUUAUGCAAGGAUCCAUUUCGAUGGGACCAGAGACUCUUCUCGUUGGUCCUGCGUCUCACUGGCUCUGUCCCUGCAGAAAGGGAUCCCCUGUCUCUCGUCCCAAGCGAUCACUCUCCUAUUGAUGCCAUGUGUGAGGCGACUGGAGGACGAUCAUAUGCAAUCUCCUCCCAGAGGAUGUUAAUCCAGUGCAUAGACAGCCUUGUGCAGAAGAUCCAGUGUGGUGUUGUGUUACAUUUUGAGAAAAUAGGACCUGAUCCCCCUCCAGUCACUCCUGGGCCUGCCUCCUCCGAGACUCUCUCUUCUAAAGAUGGAGCAGGGUUGAGCAAGCUGGAGACUCCAGACAUCGUCUUUGAGGGUGACUACUCUCGCUCAAACAAGGAAAACUUGCUCAACUCUGCCAAUGAAGUUCUAGAGUCAUUAAAGAGUGGAUGCGGUGGAGCGAGUCGUCCACUCAGUCCCAUGCCAUAUGUGCUCAGCUCAUCCAAUGUCUCCUGGCACUCAUGCAAGAGACUCAUCUAUGUGCCUAGGAUCUUGCCCAACAAGACUCUCAUGGUUGGGCACUGGCCCAUACCUGAGAACUUCUGGCCUGAUGUUAAUGCACCUUCUCUACCUCCUCGAACAGCGCACCCAAAUGUGAAAUUCACAUGCAGCAAUGUAGAGCCAAUGGUAAUAGAGAACCUACCAUUUGACAAGUAUGAACUGGAACCCUCUCCACUAACCCAAUACAUUCUGGCCAGGCGACAGUCUCACUGCUGCUGGCAGGUGUACGUAAGCAACAGCUUCCGUAAUUCCGAAGUGAGCCACCCAUUUGGUUACCUGAAGGCAUCGACUAAUCUCCAGUGCGUGAACCUAUUUGUGAUGCCAUACAAUUACCCUGUCCUCCUCCCCCUCCUGGAUGACCUCUUCAAGAUCCACAGGCUCAAACCACCCAAGGAAUGGAAGGCCCAGUUUGACAGCUACCUGAGGAACAUGCCAUCUUACUAUGCUGGGCCUCUGAGAAGAGCUCUGAAGUUGAUGGGUGCACCAAAUCUGGUCCCAGAGACAUUGGAUACUGGACUAAGCUAUACAGUUGGGAAUUACCUAAGGAAGAUCAAGAACCAGGCCAAGGUGGAGUACGAGAGGCUGUGUGCAGAGAUUGGAGCCAAAGUGAAAUCGGGUCCCAUCCCUUCUGCCCCAGAUGCAAUUCGGGUUCUGCCACGUUCCCCGCUCAAACAGGCUCUUCUUUCUCACCCGUGCCUUGCUGAUAAGUUUAGCCACCUGAAUGAGCAGGUGACAGAGAUGCCAGGUUUCACCCUGGUGGUGCAGAUGGAGCGAGUUCAUCUUCAGAGUUACAGGAACCCAUUUGAUGUGUCGAGGAAUGCCCUUCUCGACCAACUGGCCCGAAUGAGGUCAAAUUUUCUGCGAGGACCUCUUGCUCGCAACAGGCUCCUUGAUGAUGAUGCCCUACACAACAUGCCAGUGGGGCAAAUGGGCAACUACCAAGAAUACUUGAAGCGCAUGCCCCCACCCUUGAGGGAAUUGGAGUCCACGCCAACCAGACAGCACAUGUUUGGCAAUCCCUUCAAGAUUGACAAGAGAAUGAUGGUGGAUGAGGCAGAUAUAGAUCUGGUUGGUGGACCAACAUCCUCAUCCUUAUCGGCAGAGAAGCGCCCCGGCGGAUCCUUGAAGCGACCCGCCCCCUUGCCUUCUCUAGAAGGAUUUCUUCGUCCGAUGGCAAAAAGGAAACCCGGCCCCCUCCCCAAGGAUUGGGUUUAUCAUCGGCCCACAUCACCUUCCCCCAUCCCAUCCUUACCUAGCAGCCCCUGUCCAACACCUCCCUCUCCUCUGCCAAGUCCUGAAGAAGAGGAAUUGAAGCCACUGAUUAAGAACGAGUUGCCCCUCUUUGUACCUGCAACUCCCCCAACUCACUUCCAGCCCCUGUUUGAAAUCCUCUACAGCGUGAAGGGAUCCAUGGGGACUCGAGUUAAAUUUGCUCAGGAUGUGAAGCGUGAAUCCUUACGCUUCAAGCGCAAGCACCUCGCCUCGCUGUUGGAGGACUUUACCAAAUCCCUCGAGAAGCUCAGGGAUGUCAUUGAGACUCCCAAGAAUUCUGGGAGAUAGCACAUGCAUGAACCUGGUUCCUCCCAUGGUGAUCCUGCCCUAUCUGCUUUGUGAUAUCAUUUGUCAGAG
Darwinula stevensoni is the source of this 2781-nucleotide messenger RNA. Lineage: Eukaryota; Metazoa; Arthropoda; Ostracoda; Podocopida; Darwinulidae. The record is from the annotation of a GenBank genome assembly.